This is a messenger RNA of Fusarium vanettenii 77-13-4, 786 nucleotides long. RefSeq lists its product as uncharacterized. NCBI's taxonomy places the organism in Eukaryota, Fungi, Ascomycota, Sordariomycetes, Hypocreales, Nectriaceae. Gene Ontology annotation, cellular component: nucleus. The transcript has a single exon. Gene Ontology annotation, biological process: base-excision repair. The record is from RefSeq and is a predicted model, not a curated record. Gene Ontology annotation, molecular function: DNA binding; catalytic activity. The annotation marks the transcript as partial.
AAAAGCGCUGUCGCCGUUUCAGAGAUGUCUCGCCGGGUAACACGGUCCAUGUCUAGACGGGAAUCCGAAAAGAGGACCAAAUCCCCAGCCGAUGUUACGGAGCACAAGACAAGUACUCGACGGCUACCAGCAGGCCGAGUACUACCGGCCCCUCGCACAGCCCCUAUCGAGAAUGAACACUUUGGGCUCAUACAAGAAAGUGUCGGCACUGACUUGUACAAGUUACUGGUUGCUGCCGUGCUCUGGAACCGUACUCGGGGUGUCCAAGCACGCCCAGUUCUCCUCAAGCUCAUAUCUGAUUACCCAUCACCAAACCACUUAGCCGAAGCAUCCAUUUCGCACCUUUCAGACCUUCUUCAUCCCCUAGGGCUGCAUAACUCCCGGGCCAGGCGGCUUGUGGCGUUUGCUAAGGCGUGGGUGCAGAAUCCACCUUCAAAGUCAAGGCGUUACCGGAAGCUACACUACCCCUCUCACGGGAAUGGCCUCGAUAUUCGCAAGAAUGAGGUCUUGACAGAAGAUGAUGAGCGUGAGGGAUGGGAGGUUGCGCAUUUGCCUUCACUGGGCCCUUAUGCUCUCGACAGUUUUCGAAUCUUCCAUCGAGACAUCCUCCGAGGUUUGGCCCAAGACUGGAAUGGCAAGGGAGCGGGGCCAGGAUUUGAGCCUGAGUGGAAAAGGGUGGCGCCUAUGGAUAAGGACCUGCGGGCGUACAUAUGUUGGAGGUGGCUGAAAGAAGGCUGGAUAUGGGAUGCAGAGACUGGCACGAAAGUCCGGGCAUCUAAAAAGUGA